Populus euphratica (Euphrates poplar) is the source of this 1848-nucleotide messenger RNA. RefSeq lists its product as uncharacterized. Lineage: Eukaryota; Viridiplantae; Streptophyta; Magnoliopsida; Malpighiales; Salicaceae. The coding region runs from base 496 to 1671 and encodes 391 amino acids. Gene Ontology annotation, molecular function: glycosyltransferase activity. The record is from RefSeq and is a predicted model, not a curated record. Gene Ontology annotation, cellular component: membrane. The transcript is spliced from 2 exons.
CUAAUUUAGGCACCAGCGCCUCAUCUUCUAUUAGUUCCCCAUCAAUCUCUCUCGCAAGUCAUAAAAAUUGCAUUGUCUUUCUUGACCGCUCUCCAUCGAUUGUCUUUCCUUAGCUUGAAAAGUUCCCAUAUUUGCUUGCAUACUGUUUAGUGUCUCAGAUUUCGUUCUCUUUCAUAUUGUAUCAUUAGCUUUGAUCAGUUGACACAAACUCUCUAACAAACAACUCUAGUUAUCAUCAUAUUUGUUUGCUUGGGCAUCAUCUUUACUGUGCUAUUCAUAACAAACGUUUGUUUGAUAGUAUUAUUGAGAUAUUAUCAUCAUGUUUCCCAACUGACAUCUCCUGUGCUCAAAGAAAACAGCUGCUUGUUGGAUCAAUAAAAGAACAGUUUUGAAGCCUUUGUUAGCGAGAAUACUACUGCUGCUACUUUAGUUCUUUCAAGCUAUUGAUCGAGCUCCUUUGUUCCAUACAUCAGAUUAGAGCAACCAAUAAUUAUCAUGAGGGGUCAAAAACAGAAUUUGCCCACUACAUUUACGAAGCUAUUCAAUGCCCAGUUGCAACUCGUCAAUGUCCUUUCUUUUUUCUUUUUAUUUGGCUGUGGUCUUGCCACUGGGGUCGUUCUUAGUUCCUAUCUCAAAAACGUAUCAUUCAAUCUACAUGUCAGCCAAUUCUCUGUUUCUACCACAACCACAACACCUGUUCCAUUGGCAACAUUACCAACAUUUAAGUUGCCACGCAUAGGCUUGAAAGAACAUUUGAAAGUGCCUGAUGUCAAGCAUGAUAUGGAUGAAAAGGAAUUGCUAUGGAGAGCUUCAAUGACUCCAAGGAUUCGUGAAUAUCCAUUCGAUAGAGUUCCUAAGGUUGCUUUUAUGUUUUUGACAAAAGGUCCAGUUUUGAUGGCUCCACUGUGGGAGAGAUUCUUCCAGGGGCAUGAGGGGCUGUACUCAAUUUAUGUGCACUCAAGUCCGUCUUACAAUGAAUCUGAACCAGAAAGUCCUGUCUUUCAUGGCAGAAGAAUUCCCAGUAAGGAUGUUCAGUGGGGGAAUACAAACAUAAUUGAAGCUGAAAGACGACUAUUAGCCAAUGCACUCCUUGACAUUUCUAACCAACGUUUUGUUCUCCUCUCAGAAUCAUGCAUUCCAAUCUUCGACUUCUCCACGGUCUACACUUACCUAAUGAACUCAACCAAAAAUCAUGUGGAGUCCUAUGUUUUAGACGGUCCAGUAGGUAAUGGCCGAUACAAUCCACGUAUGAGACCUGUGAUCAAAAUUGAACAAUGGAGAAAAGGCUCACAAUGGUUCGAAAUGGAUCGAGACCUUGCCAUUGAAGUUGUCUCAGACCAAGAAUACUUUCCCGUGUUCCAAAAGUACUGCAAGGGACAAUGUUACGCUGAUGAACACUAUUUACCAACAUUUGUGAGUAUGAAGCACUCGGAGAGGAACUCAAAUAGGAGUUUGACUUGGGUUGAUUGGUCGAGGGGUGGAGCUCAUCCUGCCAAGUUCUUAAGAAGAGAGGUGACCGUUGAGUUCCUGGAAAGGAUGAGGAGUGGCAGCAAAUGCGUGUAUAAUGGGAAUAGCACCAACACUUGUUUCCUGUUUGCAAGGAAAUUCUGGCCUACUGCUUUAGAACGGCUGUUAAGGUUUGCUCCCAAUGUCAUGCACUUCAACUCAUAGGUUUAUUGAAUGAUUUCACUCUUUAUUCAUUUGUAUAAAUGUUGCAUAUAUUCCCUCACAAGAGAUUAGACUUUAAAGCUCUUUGAUUCUCUGUUCUGUUAUGUUAAUAGGAUAUAAGCAUGGAAGUUCUUAAUUACUCUUCUUCCUUGAAUGUAUUUACAAGUACCCUACUUCAAU